Molecule: messenger RNA, 1473 nt
Organism: Pungitius pungitius (ninespine stickleback)
Lineage: Eukaryota; Metazoa; Chordata; Actinopteri; Perciformes; Gasterosteidae
Product: GTP-binding protein REM 2-like
Exons: 5
Coding region: 358-1269 (303 amino acids)
Cellular component (GO): plasma membrane
Molecular function (GO): GTPase activity; GTP binding; calcium channel regulator activity
Source: RefSeq, a predicted model, not a curated record
CACUGUGCCGUUCGGAGGUUGGUGAUGAAUGACGGUGCCAAGUACAGACCUGGACCCGAACCUGAGGAGACAGAGGUAGAGAGAGAGAGGUAGACAGAUAGAGAGAGAGAGAGAGAGAGAGAGAGGGGGGGGGGGGUAGACAGAUAUAAAUAUAUAUAUAUAGACAUACAUAGAAAGAUAGAGAGAGAGAGAGAGAGAGAGAGGAAGAGAGAGAGAGAACAUCAGUUGAGGGAGAGAAAGAAAGAGAGCGCGCAUACUUUGCGGAGAGCCGCGUGACCGGUGAGAGAUCAUCCCGGGAUUGGUUGUGAUUUUUUGGGGGGGGGGGUCGGCCUUAUUCCCGCUCACUUCAGUUUGCAGAUGCCGACAGAUGUGCCCGAAGACAAUCUCACCAACGAGAAGAAAGCGACCACGUGCGACAGCAUGACCCUGCCCUGCGCCCCGGCUGUGCGCAGAGGCAGCACGCCGCUGCCCAUCAAGCACCAGCUCAGACGGGAGGAAGCCGUCCACGACGACUGCGAUUGGACUUCGGGGCCCGUCGGCCCAUCCGCCGCGGCCAUCAGCUUCAGCCCGGCGCUGGACGAAUACCCGGCCCAGGCGGCGGAGGGCCGGCCCGACGGGCCGCUGAGGAUCGCCCUGCUGGGCCAGAACGGCGUGGGGAAGUCCUCUCUGGCCGUGGCCCUCGGCGGGGACACGGACCGGACGGCGUCCGUGGACUCCGAAGGGGAGGGUUACGUACGCACGGUCACCGUGGACGACGAGGACAGCACCAUCGUUAUCUUUGACAACUGGAGACAGGACCUCUCGGCUCUGCAGUGCGAGGUCGGUGUUUUGGUGUUUUCGGUGACCGACCGGCGGAGCUUCCACCGAACGGCUCAGCUGAGGCUCCUUCUGAGAGAGACGCAGCCCCUAACCCCCAUCAUCCUCGUGGGCAACAAGAGCGACCUCGUCCGCACGCGCGAGGUCACCGCUCAAGAGGCCAUGUCCAGCGCCGCCCUUUUUAAAUGUCUGUACCUGGAGAUCUCCGCCUCCCUGGACCACCGCACCCCGGAGCUCCUGGAGUGCGCAGUGCGGCUGGCCAGGGGUCAGCCCCCGUGGCCGCCGGGGUCCAGCGCCGAAGACAUGAGCGCCGGGGGGGGCCAGCGGGGGAGCAUCACCUCCCGGGCCAAGCGCUUCCUGUCCAGCCUGGUGCCUCGGUACCCGCGGGAGCGGGAGGUGGGCCGGUUCCUGAGGCAGAAGUCCCGCUCGUGUCACGACCUGGGGGCGCUGUGAUCGCCGCGCGCGCGGGGGGGGGGGGGGUGAUGGGGGUCACAGGAGAGACGACGGAGGAGUUGACGUCCAUCCAUCAUGAGACGAAGCGGCCAAGAUGAGAUACUGUUGUAGAAGACAUGUAAAUAAACUAGAGCACUGACCCAUAGCAACGCGUAGAUCAAUAAAUAAAUUACUUUUUUGGAGUCCUGAGAAAGUCUUUGGCUU